Messenger RNA from Pangasianodon hypophthalmus (striped catfish), 2980 nucleotides. RefSeq names its product N-ethylmaleimide-sensitive factor attachment protein, gamma a (gene napga). The record is from RefSeq and is a predicted model, not a curated record. Gene Ontology annotation, biological process: intracellular protein transport. The transcript is spliced from 11 exons. NCBI's taxonomy places the organism in Eukaryota, Metazoa, Chordata, Actinopteri, Siluriformes, Pangasiidae. The coding region runs from base 134 to 1069 and encodes 311 amino acids. Gene Ontology annotation, molecular function: syntaxin binding; soluble NSF attachment protein activity. Gene Ontology annotation, cellular component: SNARE complex; vacuolar membrane.
UGCGACCCGGAAGUGAACAAAAUUGUCAUCUCACGUCAGGAGGAAAGAUCACAACAAACCGGUUGUUCUAUGUUACUGCGUAGAUCUUAGUUUAAUAUAAACACUACAUGGUGAAAGGAGCUGCAUCAGAAGCAUGGCUCAGAAAAUAAACGAGGCCCAUGAGCACAUCGCGAAAGCGGAAAAAUAUUUAAAGACCAGUUUUAUGAAGUGGAAGCCGGAUUAUGACAGCGCUGCGUCAGAGUACGCUAAAGCAGCUGUCGCUUUCAAAAACGCCAAACAACUUGAAGAAGCAAAAGAUGCUUACUUACAAGAGGCAGAGGCUCACACCAACAACAGAACUCUUUUCCAUGCUGCAAAGGCCCUCGAGCAGGCCGGGAUGAUGCUGAAGGACAUGCAGAGGCUGCCUGAGGCAAUUCAGUACAUAGAGAAAGCCAGUAUGAUGUACAUAGAGAAUGGCACACCAGACACUGCUGCCAUGGCUCUCGACAGAGCUGGAAAGUUGAUAGAACCUGUGGAUUUAGCCAAAGCUGUGGACCUCUAUCAGAAAGCUGCAUCAGUGUUUGAGAAUGAGGAACGUCUGCGGCAGGCUGUGGAGCUGCUCGGCAAAGCGUCCCGACUCCUCGUCAGACAAAAGAAAUUUGAUGAAGCAGCAUUGUCGAUCCAAAAGGAGAAGAACAUGUACAGAGACAUAGAAAAUUACCCGACAUGUUUUAAGAAAACCAUCGCACAAGUGCUGGUUCACCUACACAGAGGAGAUUACGUAGCAGCGGAUAAGUGUGUGAGGGAAAGCUACAGUAUCCCAGGAUUCAGUGGGAGUGAGGACUGUGUUGCGUUGGAGCAGCUGUUACAGGGAUAUGAUCAGCAGGAUGAAGAGCAGGUGGCCCGCGUCUGCAACUCCCCACUGUUCAAAUACAUGGACAAUGACUAUGCUAAACUGGCCAUCACUCUCAAUGUGCCUGGAGGAGGGAAGAAGAAGAAGGCAGCUGCUGCUCCUGGAGACGGAGGAGUGAACAGUGGAGCUGAUAAGCCUGAGGAAGAGGAGGACGAGUAUGCAGGAGGACUCUGUUAGUUAGUUAGUUUGUCCAUAACAUUGCUGAUCCCAGUAUCCAUUUUCAGUCAGAUGGAGAGAUUUUCCAGGACUGUACAUCCUGCUGUUGAAAAUAAACCCCAUCUUUUUCUUUGUGUAUUUUAUGUUUAGCUUUAAUGCUUGAUCAGGAAUUGGUGAAUUGAGCCACAGCCAAAAUAAGUUCUAGGUUAAAGGAAAAAUCCACCCUGAUAUUAAUUUUUAUACUUAAUAUGCUCUCUUCAAUGGCAUCCAAGAUUUAUUUUAUAAAGAAGUUGACGCCAGCAAGCCAGCGUUUGCCAUCUCCAAUACUUUUACGUUGGGUUUUCAUUAAUAUGACAUUGAAUGCUGCAGGAAAAUGGUCCAUACCCUGACAGUUAUCCUUUAUGUUUAAGAUCUUUGACUUUUUUCUCCUAUUAAAUGCCAUUGUAACUGUGCUAGCAACAUCCCUCUCUGACGUUAGUGCAGCAGACAACACCUAACUUCUCACAGUAGUAAUGUAAAUACAGCAUCAACCAGCAAAUUAACACAACAGUUGCUAAGUACAAAUAUUUCAAUGUAAGUGUAUUUAUUGUGUUUCAGGGUGGAGUUUUCCUUUAAUCCACUCUGAGUGUUACUAGCGUAGGGGGUGUGGCUUUGCACGUUGUUGCUCAUUGCCUCUGAGAUUCCUGAUUGAGGCAUUAAGGCUAUUAUUUCAUCAUGGGAUGUAGUUGAACACUCAAGAGCAGCUUUCCACUCAGAGUGUAGUUUCUGUUACUGCACCAUGUCUUUCCCCGAGCUGCUGGAGGAAACACUCUCCAUAGCCUUAGCAUGGUUUGAUCUGCCUCAUCAAAUAAAUUCAGCAAAAAAGGGCAGUAUGCAGUACAUACAUAUCACCUGCAGCCUGAGUACUGAGGCAUAAGCAUGAUCGUUGCAUUCAGUCAUCACAGUGAUGAUUUGAAAGUUCUGGCUUUUGCAUUUCCUGACAUAAGAGUACUCUCUCAUGUGUUUAUGAAGUUAAAUAAUAAGUUUUGCAGUGUGUAAUACUGUUAUAUCUUUAUGAAGAAUAAUAAAAGAAAAGAAGAUAUAUGUAAAUUCCAAAAUACUAUAUAGUAAUAGGUGUUUUAUAGUGACAUGAAAUCAAAAGCUUAUUUAAUAUAACCUGUGUUUUUUAUUUUUAUCAUGGUAACAUGCUGUUAUAAAAAUUACCAAGUAUUACCAUGACAAUCAUCACUAGAACUUAUUAUUAUAGUAUAAAUUUUCUAAAAUCAGUACUAAAAUUUGAGUGAUAUUUAAAAUAAUUUCAAAUCUUGAUACCAGUUUACCCUACAUGCUGCAGUGUUGAAAACAAUCGUGCCUGAAAAUUUGAAUAGUCAAAGGAAACGUUAAUUAUUAAAAAUCCAUCCUUAAUCAAUCACUUACUUUAUUUUGACAUCACUCUUCAGCCACUUUUCUUCCCUCAUGUGUUUACACAUUCAAAUCCAGACUAUAUACAAAAGGUAUGCCUAAUGACUAUAUGAUUAAAAAAAAGGUGCAUGAAAUGCCUUAAUAUUACUUCCUGGAUCUUAACAGAAUGCAUUUUUCGUGCAUAUUGGUUAUGGGGAAAAACAUACUCUAUGAAUUGAAACUUCAGGGAACAAUUUCUCUUUGAAGUAGUUUAGCAAGAAAUUACUUUGCUAGGUGUUGGAAGAAAUUGAUGUAUAGUGUGACAGAUUUUGUUAGAAGAUAGCACGUACAAUUUUUUUGUCCUUAUAAUUCCACUUUGUGCUUUGAGAUGAUGUGUGCAUGUUCUAUGAAAAACUGUCUGUAAACUCUUACUCAAAAAUGUCUGAAUUGCAUGUAAACGUACUGUGUUAAUGUGUCGAAUCAACAUUUUGAUGAAAAAAGUGCAACACUUUCCUGAACCCAACAAAACUCUCAUAUAAAAUAUAAAUCUUA